Molecule: messenger RNA, 654 nt
Organism: Symbiodinium necroappetens
Lineage: Eukaryota; Dinophyceae; Suessiales; Symbiodiniaceae
Source: the annotation of a GenBank genome assembly
AUGGCAGAUCCUCUCACAUGGCUGGUAGCGUUUGGAGCAAAGAAGCUGGUCAGCGCGGCCAUGGCAGAAGGCAAGCGCAACAAGGAGGCCGUGAGGAUCCAACAGGAGCUUGAGGCUGGAUCUGCCGAUCAAUACCGCCAACUCCUAGGGGUUCUCGACAAAGCACUUGCGGAGGACCCUUCAGAAUGGAAUUCCAUGAAGGUGAAAAUGGUCCGGCUGAGCGAAAGCAGUGAGCAGUCAGAGCGGGUCGCAGGACUUUACCUCAUCAGCUUCACAACCUAUUGUAAGUAUGUUGUUGCUGCCUAUGACAAGAAACCCCAGAAAGUCAUGGACAGUUUGGCGAAGCAAGUGCCGAAAGGUGUCAAGCUCCAAGCUAGCCCGGGAGACCACCCGAUCAAGUAUUUGCUGGCGUUCACCUUUGUGCACUGCAAGGGACAUCGGAAGCUGAUGGACAACAUCGUGCACAAUGCACAAACCCCAAAGAAGACGAACAAGUCUGACUUGAUGGAUGACCUUGUGGAGGACCUGAAAGGUGAGCUCAAAGAGCACUUGAAGGACGAAGUCCUGUCUGUGCUGGAAGAGAUCCUUGUGGAGACCAUUGGGGAGACGUGCGGCAUGACGGCCCUGCUGCAGUUUGCCUUUGAGAUCUUGUGA